AUUUUCCAGAAAUACUCUUUGAUCUUCAAUCUUCUUCCGUCGAGUCGACUUAACGACAGGACCUGUCUCCGGGCAAAGCCCAAUUUGAAACAACAUCUCAAAUUAACAAUCGGAUUGGAUCAAUAUGUCACAAGAAGAAAUUGCGAAGGAAGCUAUAACGCACGCUUUGAAGGCGCUGCGGAAACGGCAUUUGGUUGAAGAAGGCGCUCAUGCUCCCGCUAUUAUCGCUCUUUCUCGGCCCAUAAUUUCUCAGGGGUCAGAAUGGAAAGAGAAAGCUGAAAAUCUGGAAACGGAACUUCAGCAAUGUUACAAAGCCCAAUCUAGGUUGUCGGAGCAACUUGUGGUUGAAGUAGCCGAGUCCAGAGCUUCUAAAAAUUUGUUACAAGAGAAAGAAUCACAAAUUAAUUCUCUACAGGAGGAAUUGGGGAAAAUAAGGGAUGAAUGUUCUCAAUUGAAGACGGAUUUGGAAGAAAAGAUUACAGCUCUAGAAUUAGUUAUGGCGGAGAACAAGGAAAUCCGAGCACAACUAGAAAAAAUGACCAUUAAAGCUAAGGAUGCAGAGGCUGAAAAUAAGAUGUUGGUUGAUCGAUUGAUGCUGCAAAAGAUGCAGGAUGCUGAACGGCUAAACGAGGCAAAUGCGCUUUAUGAAGAUUUGAUGGAACGGCACAAGGCCAGUGGACUGGAGAAUCUUGCGAAGCAGCAAGUAGAUGGUGUUGUCCGCCGAAGUGAAGAAGGUGCUGAGGACUUUAUGGACUCAACUGUUUCUUCUGCAUGCAAACACAAGAUCAAUGCCCACAACGGUGGCUGUGCAUCCAUAUUGUUUGAGUACAACUCUGACAGAUUGAUUAGUGGGGGACAGGACAAGUCAAUCAAACUGUGGGACACAAACACUGGAUCUCUAAGUAAUACCCUUUAUGGUUGCCUCGGCUCUGUUCUUGAUCUUUCUAUUACCCAUGAUAAUAGAUCUGUCAUUGCAGCAAGUAGCUCGAACAACUUAUAUGUAUGGGAUGUCUACUCUGGGCGUGUUCGUCAUAGUCUCACUGGUCAUGCAGAUAAAGUGUGUGCUGUAGAUGUGAGUAAAAUUUCAAGCCGUCACGUUGUGAGUGCAGCUUAUGAUCGCACAAUAAAAGUUUGGGAUUUGCAGAAAGGUUAUUGUGUCAACACCAUCAUUUUCCACAGCAACUGCAAUGCUCUUGCAUUCAGCAUGGAUGGACAAACCAUAUUUUCUGGUCAUGUUGACGGGAAUUUGCGUUUAUGGGAUAUUCAGACGGGAAAGCUGCUUAGUGAAGUUGCUGCACACGCACCUGCAGCUGUCACAUCUAUCUCUCUGUCUAGAGGAGGAAACGUAGUAUUGACUAGUGGACGAGACAACAUGCACAAUUUAUUUGAUAUUCGGUCUCUGGAAGUUUGUCGCUCAUUAAGAGCAACUGGAAAUCGAGUGGCAUCUAAUUGGAGCAGAUCCUGCAUCAGUCCACAUGAGAACUAUGUUGCUGCUGGCUCAGCUGAUGGAUCUGUAUGUAUCUGGUCGAUAUCGAAAGCUGAUAUAGUCAACACUCUGAAGGAACACAGUGCCCCAGUUCUGUGUUGUUCGUGGAGUGGCCUCGGGAAACCUCUAGCAUCCGCUGACAAGAAUGGAAUUGUUUGUAUUUGGACAUGAUAGUUCUAUUACACGUGUAAAUAUGUCGAAACUGAAACGAUUAUUCAGGUUCCUGAUUUUAUUAUCAACCAUUCAAAAGAUUCUUGACGUUGAAUAUAAUACUAGACAUUUGAUUUUGGGUAAGAGCAGGUGAGCAGUGUUAGUAUAUAGUGGGCAAUAAUGUGUUACAAUUGGGAAAACAAGUAAAAAGUUGGGUUCUGCCUGCGUAAAUAGGCGGGUAUGUUGAUGAAUUACAAGCUAUUGUCUUACUUGAUAGAAGGAAUUUGUCC
This is a messenger RNA of Pistacia vera, 1926 nucleotides long. Its product is annotated as autophagy-related protein 16. The record is from RefSeq and is a predicted model, not a curated record. Gene Ontology annotation, biological process: autophagosome assembly. Gene Ontology annotation, cellular component: autophagosome membrane. NCBI's taxonomy places the organism in Eukaryota, Viridiplantae, Streptophyta, Magnoliopsida, Sapindales, Anacardiaceae. The coding region runs from base 125 to 1657 and encodes 510 amino acids. Gene Ontology annotation, molecular function: protein binding. The transcript is spliced from 5 exons.